AUGCUUCUCACUGUCUUGGCAGUUGUGGGUUGUUUCACCGCGGUCAAUGGACAUGGAUAUCUGACGAUCCCCGCAAGUCGUACCCGGCUUGGGUUCGAGACUGGUAUUGAUACCUGCCCCGAAUGUUCUAUCUUGGAGCCAGUCACCGCCUGGCCUGAUCUUGAGGCCGCUCAAGUUGGCCGGAGUGGACCAUGUGGCUACAAUGCUCGUGUCAGCGUCGACUACAAUCAGCCCAGUGAAUACUGGGGCAAUGAACCGGUAGUCACGUAUACUUCGGGGGAAGUUGUUGAGGUUCAAUGGUGUGUUGAUGCCAACGGCGACCAUGGUGGCAUGUUCACAUACGGCAUUUGCCAGAACCAAACCCUGGUGGAUAAGUUCCUCACUCCAGGAUACCUUCCCACCAAUGAGGAAAAGCAGGCCGCAGAGGAUUGUUUUCUGGACGGUGAGCUCAAGUGUAAAGAUGUCUCCGGCCAGACGUGCGGGUACAACCCGGAUUGUACAGAGGGAGCAGCCUGCUGGAGAAACGAUUGGUUCACAUGCAAUGCCUUUCAGGCGAAUACAGCACGAGCCUGUCAGGGUGUUGAUGGAGCGUCACUGAACUCCUGCAAGACAACCAUUGCGGGUGGUUAUACCGUCACCAAGCGGAUCAAGAUCCCCGACUACUCCUCCGAUCAUACCUUGCUCCGCUUUAGAUGGAACUCUUUCCAGACCGCACAGGUCUAUCUUCACUGUGCCGACAUUGCGAUUGCUGGGUCUGGAGGUGGUACAACUUCCAAGUCUACGACCUCCACUACAAGUACCACUUCCACCUCACGAUCCACUUCGACGUCUGCGCCCACGACCACAUCCUCCGCCUCAACUGCCACGCCCAUUUGCACUACCCAGGCUAGCCUAAUCCCCGUCACAUUUCAAGAAUUUGUGACCACCAUGUGGGGAGAGAACGUCUUCGUCACUGGGUCAAUCAGCCAGCUGGGCUCUUGGUCCACCGAUAAGGCAGUGGCGCUGUCUGCCACUGGGUACACCGCAUCGAACCCGCUCUGGACCACUACGAUAGACCUUCCGGCGGGGACAACUUUUGAAUAUAAGUUCAUUAAGAAGGAGACCGACGGGAGUAUCAUCUGGGAGAGCGAUCCAAACCGCAGCUACACUGUCCCUACUGGAUGCUCUGGCACCACCGCCACCGCAGCAGCUAGCUGGCGGUAG
Molecule: messenger RNA, 1203 nt
Organism: Aspergillus terreus NIH2624
Lineage: Eukaryota; Fungi; Ascomycota; Eurotiomycetes; Eurotiales; Aspergillaceae
Exons: 2
Coding region: 1-1203 (400 amino acids)
Molecular function (GO): starch binding
Source: RefSeq, a predicted model, not a curated record